AUGGCCGACACAGCAGUAGCAUCGGAGACACCCGCGCCGGCGACGCCCGCCAAGAAGGCACCAAAAGCGGCAGCGGCGGCCGCCGCCGCGAAGAAACCCAAGGCGAGACCAACGCACCCCAAGACUUCCGACAUGGUCAACAGCGCGAUCAAAGAGCUCAAGGAGAGGAGCGGAUCGUCCCUGAAGGCGAUCAAGAAAUACAUCGCCUCGAAUUAUAGCCUAGACGCCGAGAGGUUGGCGCCGUUAAGAAAGUAUCUCAAGCGCGCGGUCGCCUCCGGCACCCUGAUUCAGACGAAGGGCAAGGGCGCAUCGGGCUCGUUCAAGAUAGACAGCAAGUUGGGACACGGCGGCGGCGCGGCGAAGAAGGCGACGGCCGCCUCCGCGUCCUCCGGCGGCAGGGGCUCCGCUGCGGUUGCGUCCUCCGCGGCCAAAUCGGUGAAGAAGCCGACCGCACAAGCCGCCAAGAAGACCGCCGCGAGUGCGGGCGCCAGGAGCAAGAAGGCCGCCGCCGCGGCCGCCGAGACCGCGUCCCCCGCCAAGGCGAGCGGAAGGGGUGGCACCGCCAAAGACAAGAAGGCAGCCGCUGCGGCCAAGAGGAAGCCGGCCGCGACGGCCGCUCCGAAGAAAGGUCGCGACUCCGCGGCCGCCGCCGCCGCAGCGUCCGGCAAGGGCGCGUCGACCACCGCCGCCGCUUCCAAGGCGAAGAGGAGCGCGAAACCACCGACCAAAAAACCUAAAGCACCCAAACCGAAGAAGGCCGCAGCCGCCGCGCCCAAAUCGAAGGCCGCCACCGCUAAAAAGGCAUCGGCCGCUUCCAAGAAGUGAACGCGACAAUCCACGUUCAAUACGCACGAGCCGCCGCACUGUGUUCGCGUG
Molecule: messenger RNA, 876 nt
Organism: Pieris brassicae (large cabbage white)
Lineage: Eukaryota; Metazoa; Arthropoda; Insecta; Lepidoptera; Pieridae
Product: late histone H1-like
Exons: 1
Coding region: 1-825 (274 amino acids)
Biological process (GO): nucleosome assembly; negative regulation of DNA recombination; chromosome condensation
Cellular component (GO): nucleosome; nucleus
Molecular function (GO): double-stranded DNA binding; structural constituent of chromatin; nucleosomal DNA binding
Source: RefSeq, a predicted model, not a curated record